Periconia digitata is the source of this 900-nucleotide messenger RNA. Lineage: Eukaryota; Fungi; Ascomycota; Dothideomycetes; Pleosporales; Periconiaceae. The record is from the annotation of a GenBank genome assembly.
AUGCCGGCUCGGAUACCUGUCCGUUUGGCUUUCAACGGCACCAAUUGCUCCUCAUCCGUCCGAGCCUUCUCCUCCACCUCUCCGACACUCGCCCUGGGCCCCGAGUCUCCCAACUACAUCGAAGUCCCUAAACCGGCCCAGCCCACAUGGACUCUUGAACCCAAGCCCAAGGGUCACCUUCCCAUCCCUCGCGAUGUCUUCAAAACCCGUUCUAGGCUGCCCAAGGCGUCGGAGCAGUUUAUCAGCCGCACAACGAAAGACCCUGCAAAGGCAAAGCUACCCGGGCCCUACAACAAGGAUGCCGAAUACAGACUGUAUAAGCAAAGAUUGGCCGAGGCAAGAAGGAACAACUUCCGCGAAGGUGUAAAAGCGUUGCAUGAGCGCAAAGUUACCAGCGAAGCCGAAUCAAAGGCCAGAUACGAAAAGCUGAACACCGAGAAGAGAGCCUUGACCUUCGCACCCCCUAGAACUGUCGAUGUCCUGACCCAGGCAUCAGUUUCAAAGAGCGUGCGCGAUUUCCUUUCCGAUUGCCUCUCCCAGAACCCAAGCCCGGCAGGUGUGCAAGCUCGACGAAAGGCUUUCACUAGACGCAUGAACAAGCAAGACACUAUCCGUCAAGCACGUGUGCACGAUCUAUAUACAAAUGCAAGGAAGUUUAUCGUUACCGAACAACAAUUGGACGAGUCAAUUGAAGAAGCAUUCGGCACCGAUGAUCAACCGGUACGCUGGAACAAGAACGGACAGGUUGAAUCAGGCUCUUCUGGCAUAAGCCCAUGGGAAGGCGGCAUCCCCAAUGGCAUUCACGAGAAGAUGAAAAGUCUCGGCGGUGGUCAAGGUGUUGGUUUGGCAAAGGAGAGAGUCAAGAAGAUUGCCGAAGAACUCACUGGCGGCAAGAUGUAG